Molecule: messenger RNA, 3632 nt
Organism: Boleophthalmus pectinirostris (great blue-spotted mudskipper)
Lineage: Eukaryota; Metazoa; Chordata; Actinopteri; Gobiiformes; Gobiidae
Gene: pid1
Product: phosphotyrosine interaction domain containing 1
Exons: 3
Coding region: 328-963 (211 amino acids)
Biological process (GO): negative regulation of D-glucose import across plasma membrane; negative regulation of insulin receptor signaling pathway; regulation of cell population proliferation
Cellular component (GO): cytoplasm
Source: RefSeq, a predicted model, not a curated record
AGUUUAGAAGACUUCAUAUGCCAAGUCAACAGGUUGCUGUGUUAUAUCCAGAAACAACCUGUUAUAAAAACGAUGUAAUCCCAAAUUUGAGACUACGCUUGAGGUAAUGGACACAAAACGCCAUUUCCUGAAGUUGAUUGAGGAGCGUCUCCUUGGCGUUCCUCACAAUCCAACAGAAGAUUGAUGCUGGCCUGUUUGGCUGGAUUUACCGCUUUCAUCGACUAUAAAUGUUGACCAUCUGGUGCACAAAUAACCUGGACACCAUCAGCUAACACAACAGUUUCCUGCUCAGUACCUGGACACGGGCAAUUUACCCACUUUCAAACUAUGCUCAAGACCAAGCUAAAUGUGUUGACGUUGAGGAAGGAGCCAUUGCCCACAGUGAUCUUUCAUGAACCAGAGGCCAUCGAGUUGUGCUCCACCACACCAGUCGCAAAGAGCAGGACCCAUACUGGAUACAAGGUGAACUACCUGGGGAAGGUGACCAUCUCUGGGAGCCAGUUUUUGUCAGGCUGCACAGAGGGAGCAGUGGUGGGGCUGGUGGAGCACAGAGCCCUGGCUCAGCAACAGGGGACAUGCCCCAAAGGCAGCUCUGUCCUGGAGAUCCGACCUUUCCAAGUGCGCCUCCAUCACCUGGAUGAGCAUGGAGAGGCCUCCUCAAACAUGGACACGUACCAGGUGGCACGGAUUGCCUAUUGCACGGCUGACCACAGCGUCAGGCCCAAUGUGUUUGCAUGGAUCUAUAGAGAGAUCAACGACGACCUGUCCUUCCAGAUGGACUGCCAUGCCGUCGAAUGUGAAAACAAGCUGGAGGCCAAAAGACUGGCCCACUCCAUGAUGGAGGCCUUCCGCAAGACCUUCCACAGCAUGCGCAGUGACGGGCGCAUUCACAAGAGCGGCUCCACGGACGACUUCACCGAAGACUCGUCCACUCCUGAAGAUACCACUCCAGACGACGGCUGAAGGACUGAACGCAAACUCCUCCUCUCAGUCCUGAUCCAAGGAUGGACAGAUCUCAUUCUCCUCUAGUCUCUUUCUCUUUCAUUUGGAACACAAAUCAACUGACCCUGUGAACCACCAUGCCCAGGUUAAUGACGUAGCUCUGAAACAAAGGGAAGGUUGAUGAAUAAAUGACAUUUAAAAACAUGGAUAGCAAAGUGCUGCCAUUUGAAUCAAAUGCCCUCAAAGACCCACAAGGGCAUCUCAAGCACCUCCUGAGAUUGACUAGACAUUUCCAUUUCUCUUACUCCCUGAAAAGACACACUUUGUGGUUCUUAAGCUUUUUUCAUUUACUGAACUACAAAUAUGGUUCCUGUUACGACCUUAGCUCAUGAAACCGAAUGCUACUCUUGCCAUGUGUGGACCCAGCAAAUAAGACUGUGACUUAUUUUGGGUUCCAUCUCCAGAGUUCCUUCCACGCUGGAGCACAUUAGUUCUCAUAUAAAUGAAUGAUCUAUGUUACAAUGCCUUUGACCUUGAUAAUAAGUAACAAAUGUGGAUACAACUUAAAGCACUAUUCAUAUCAUCACUAUGGUACUACCCAAGACUGAGGUAGAGGCAGUCCCUAUGUCUCUACUAAAUACAAGAAAUAUGGAGCACCUGCUUGGAGAAGGGUGCUCAAAAAGAAUUAGGUUUUGGCUGAAGGGUUGGCCUGUCUGCACAUCUCAAUCAUUCACAUUCUGUUAGUAUACCAAAUCCAGGCUGUUUUUUGCAGCCUGCCAGAUUAUGUGCCUCACUUUCCUCUCACAUUACGUAUUUUUAACCCUGGUCUCAUCAAUUACAUGUGGCCAAGUACUUGUGUUAUACGUAUGCGUGGUAGCUUCCUUCUGCACGGUUGGCGUAUUGCAUAUGAAUGUACAUGAGUGCUUGAAUAUCUGCGCGUGACUGACGAGUAUGUUUGGUUUGGGAAACUAUCCAAGACGUACAAAAGUCAAGGUACUGUGACCAUACUGCCACCUUUAUAAGUUCUUUUUAACUUAGGGAGGAAGAUGCAAAGAUGGGGAGGCAAGGUUGUAGCCGCCAUAGUGCUUGUUCAUAAAUAAUAGCCAUCCGAGGCAAGUGACAAAGCUUUUGAAUGCACUAUACUCGAGUUAUAGUGUAGCGACCAAGGAGCAUCAAUACAACUGCUCCACACCACUUUUUUCCUUUUAACUUGACCAGACAGAACUGUGAUCAUUGAGGCCAUAGGCAGUUCACAGUGGAGCAAAGGAUCAGUUGAUGGCUAAUGAAAGACUUGUGUGGAUCCAGAUGUCAGCUCACCCUAACCCAUAUUAAUGUCCUUGGUUGAAAAUCUUUAUAUCAUAUACGGUACAACAUGUGUUUCAGAUUGUAUGUGAAAACAAUGGUGCCAAAACGCUGGCAAGUCCGUCCAAUUUGGAGUCAGCGUGUUCCAGUGUACUUUCUUCAGUCACCUUGAAAAACAGGUUGAAUCUCAGCUUAAAGACUGUUAUACUUAAACCACAAUCUGUUUUUUUUUUUUUUUUUGCCGAAUUUGACUACAGGCAGAGACAGUUAACAGUACUAUAAACUUAAACCUGAAUUGUUUUACUCUUACAAGCAAUGUAAGAUUUCUUAGAGUCCAAUUAUUAUAUUUGACAUGCAUGCAAAUCAUUAAUGCUAAAAUGCUGUAAAGAUUGGGGAUCAUUCUCGUAUAAUUUAUAGAUAUUUCCUCUGGAGUUUACAUGUGUUUACAUUAGAAACCAGAUAAAUUAUGGCAGCAAGGGGCGUAUUUAAUCAAAGCGUAAUAUCCAGCUAUUUCUACAUGGACUGAUAAAGACGCUAAAGGCUGUACUGUCACAAUCAUACCGGGUACACUGCGUGCUUCGAAUUUAUCCGUUUAAAAUGACAAAUUAUUUUCUUUCUAUAUUUCAUUUUCACCAAUAAUUUUAAGCUACAUUCGGACUGCUGACGUCUGGAGCCACACAGGGCCCAUGCAGUUAACUCCUCUUUGUUGGUCCACUUACACUGCCCAUAUGUUAGGCUCCAGAUUACGUAAUAAUAGACCAGACUUAGAAUACAAUAUUGAUCUAGGGUACGGCACAGAGUAGUACGCAAAGACAUAUUUAAAUCUUUGUUGAUAAGCUUAUAUACAAAUCCAGAUGUAAUCACUUUCCAAGUACAGUAUAGAAAAGAAUAGUUAUAUAAUGAUAGAACAUAGAGAACCAUAGUACAAUACAGAGCAGUGUUAUGAAGCCUACUGUGAAAUAAGAAUAGCCUGAUAGUGGUGUACGUGUGUGUGUCCGUGUGUGUGUGUGUGUGUGUGUGUCUGUGUGUGUCUGUGUGUGUCUGUGUGUGUCUGUGUGUGUAUGGGGUUGAUUGUAUGUGAGUGUGACUGAAGAGUGAGGAGUGUGCAUGGACAGGCCAGAGAUAAGUUUUUAUAAAGCUGUAUAUUACUGUGUCUUGUCUGUCAGAAAGCUUGGACGCGCUUUAAAUGUUCAAAAAUGUUACCUUAAGUGUUUUCUAUACAGUGUUUGCAAAGAUCAAGAAACAAAUUGCAUAUAAAGUACCUAUCAAAUGCAACGGUGUGGUCUAUUUGUUUGCAUUUUAUUAGUAAUAAUGAUAUGGUGAUAUUCUUUUGCCAGGCUGGUGCCACCUAGUGCCUCCUCUCAAUUUCAUUUCUUUCCAGCAACUAG